AUGCCGUCGCUGGUUGAGUUGGUCCUCUUGAUCCUCGUUCCAUUAUCAGGAACCUAUUCCACAUUUGAAGGGGAAGGCCAGGAAGCACAGCCGGCUCUCAUCCACCGUCGCCAUGCCCCUAUAGCACCCUUGACGGUUCAACGGUCUCGAGGCUCGUAUUAUGUUACUGCGAGGGCGGGGACCCCCGGCCAAACAGUCAAUCUACAGCUGCGGAACGAUGCAGGGGCAGCUAUCUAUAUUCCACAAAGCAAUGCCUCUUCUUAUGCGCUCUGCAACUCUACACGGAAUGCAUUUAAUCCAAGCCUGUCAUCCACUUUCAAUACGACUGACAGACAAGCUCUUUGGCACCCCAAAAAUAACAAUGCCGACUAUGCGACUGCCGAUCAUUUGUUUCGAGAUGAAUUCGAGCUUGGCGAUCUUGCCAUUGGCAGUCUAUCGAUGAGAUUAGCCACGGAAUGCGACACCGAUCUGGGCGUGCUAAGCGUGGGACUUGCCAAAGCUGACGAGCCCUCAGGCACAGGCUUGCUCGCAGCUCUAGUAGAUCAAGGUCUCAUCGCGACUGAAGCAUUUAGCAUAUGGCUGUCUGGAUGGAAAGGACACACAGACAGUGGGAGUCUUUUCUUUGGAGCUGUCGACAACAGCAAAUAUUCUGGCCGUCUAAAGGUCCUUGAUCUGGUACACACGGCCUUGUCACUCCAGGGGCCAAUAAUUUUGUUGUCUCAUAUGGAGGCUUCCAGCCAGACUGGGGACAAGACACUGAUGAGUUACAAUGACGAACCUUAUCUUGUUGCCGUAAGAUUAGGCGUUGGUUCUUCAACUUUCCCCCAAGAUAUCGCAGAAGCGAUAUGGGAAGAAGUUGGAGCCGAGUAUAUGGAAACAUGCGGUUGCCCUGUUGUUCCAUGCGCAUUGGCCGAAAGCUCCAAUACUUUUACCUACGGUUUCAGCGAUGCAAAUGGGCCUCAGAUCAAAAUGCAUCUUUGGACAAUGGUCAUCGGGCAGGAAAUCCACGACUUACAGCUCAACAACACCCAAGGCGAGCCCCUCUGUGUAUUUUCAGUAACGAAUGCAACAAACUCGACCAGCUACGCUCUUGGGGAGGACUUUCUGCGCAACGCAUAUAUAGUUUUCGAUGUGCAUAACGAGAAGAUAGCGCUUGCGCAAGGAAGAAUCGACCCUGGUGCCCUUAAUAGCUCUGAUGUGGAAGUUUUCGCGGACUAUGGAGCACAGAUCCCGUCAGCACAACGUAUAUCUAAGCAUCCAAUAGAAACGGCAACGGUACAAACUACGACAAAUACACAGAAAAUCAUCGUCACAAAUCUGGACUCGACUGCAGCAAAACCCGGUAUGGUGAUUCGCGCAGACUCAAGCACCAGCAGAGACGACAGUCAACAUCAUGACACGCUCGGUAAGGACGAUGCGUUUGAUUUAACCGGCAAUCUGGGAACAUGGUUAAGUAUCGUCCUGGUGACGCUGAUCGGGUUGGCGAUCGCUUAUACCAUUAACUACCAAAGAAAAAAUGGGAAGCCAGUAACGAAGCCUUUGAACGAGGAGCCAAGUACUCCUCACUCACCAUCGCAGGAGUCUAGCAUGGGACUCGAGUCACUUGUGUCAGCUCCCCCAACGCGCGAAGCGCAGUGUCAAGGGCUCCCGCAGGAAUCAAGGGCUUCUGUGCAAAGCAAUGAGAUCAUGCAUAUAUCGCAGUACAUGAGUCCUGCUUCGUCCUCAGCGAACCAGAUAUGUGAAGAGGAGGAGCCCAAAUCACCAGCCUUUCCGCCAGAAGCCAAACUCAAAAGCCAAAUUCCGGAGGAAAAGGUCGCAUCUACGCUUGAUGACCAGAUCAAAGAUGUCAUGACCAGGCCGGGUAAGCCCAUAAUGUGCGCACCCCCUCCUCCGGUGUACUUCGCUUGCAACAUGCAGCCAAGGCCCCAAGGCUCUUCUUGGCCCGGCGCGUACGUUAGAUGCCAAUUCGAGCUCAAGGAUCUCUGUCUUAUGCAGGCCUUCUAG
Molecule: messenger RNA, 2004 nt
Organism: Diaporthe amygdali
Lineage: Eukaryota; Fungi; Ascomycota; Sordariomycetes; Diaporthales; Diaporthaceae
Exons: 4
Coding region: 1-2004 (667 amino acids)
Biological process (GO): proteolysis
Molecular function (GO): aspartic-type endopeptidase activity
Source: RefSeq, a predicted model, not a curated record